This is a messenger RNA of Ogataea parapolymorpha DL-1, 1455 nucleotides long. RefSeq names its product bleomycin hydrolase. Gene Ontology annotation, biological process: proteolysis; L-homocysteine catabolic process; response to toxic substance. Gene Ontology annotation, molecular function: cysteine-type aminopeptidase activity. Lineage: Eukaryota; Fungi; Ascomycota; Pichiomycetes; Pichiales; Pichiaceae. Bases 1 to 1455 code for a protein of 484 amino acids. Gene Ontology annotation, cellular component: cytoplasm. The record is from RefSeq and is a predicted model, not a curated record. The transcript has a single exon.
AUGGGUUCCCAGGCAUCCAAAAUUGUUGAACCGAAAUAUACACCAGUGAGAAGCACCAAUGACGACGACGAACUUCUGUUGAAGCUACAGGCAAGACUAGGGCAGCAGGAUGAGUCCAAAGAUGCCCCAUUGAGCCUGAGUAACCUCUCCAAGUGGGAGGCAAAUUUGCUGGCAGACCCAAAGAAUAGAUUAGCUCUGAACUGCUUUACCAGCCACGACAUCACAGAGAUAGUUGCACAGACGGCAGCCAUCAACUUGGACAAUGUCGAUUUGUUCAAUGUGAAUGUCAAGUUCGAAGGCGCACCCAUCACCAACCAGAAGUCAUCUGGCAGAUGCUGGCUUUUUGCAUCAACUAACGUGUUCAAGGAGUUUAUCAAGGCCAAGCACCAACUAGAAAGUUUUGAGUUUUCGCAGAAUUACUUGUUUUUCUAUGACAAGCUGGAGAAGUCGAACUGGUUCCUAAACAGGAUUAUUGAGUCGGCCGAUGAGGAAAUUGACUCCAGAUUGGUCCAGUACCUCAUGCAGACUCCAGAGAACGACGGUGGCCAGUGGGACAUGGUGGUCAACCUGGUGAAGACGUAUGGUCUUGUUCCAAAAUCUGUCUAUCCAGACUCGGCUUCGUCUAUUAACUCCAGUGGUCUAAACUACCUGGUUAACAACAAGUUACGGGAAUUUGCGCUCGUUUUGCGUAAGCUGAGCACCAGCGAGAAAAGCGAGGACGUCGAAGGCGUCAAGACUUCGAUGCUGAACGAGAUCUUCAACAUUUUGGCCUUAACUCUAGGACUGCCUCCGAAGCCUGAUGAUGAGAUCACCUGGGAGUACAAGGACAAAUUCGGCAACUUCCAUUCCGUCAAGACCACCCCAUUGGGAGUGUACAGUGAUCUUCUAGGCUUCGAUGCUGCCAAAUACUUCUCGCUGAUCCAUGACCCUAGAAACACCGAGGGACUGUAUACGGUGGACAAGUUGGGCAACAUUGAAGGUGGAAAGCCUAUCGAGUACGUCAACACGUCUAUCGACAACCUCAAGCAGGCUGCUAUUGCUAUGUUGCAGGCAAACCAUCCUGUGUUUUUCGGGUGCGAUGUUGGGAAGUUUGGCAAGACCGAUUUGGGCCUUCUGGACGUAGACUCUUGGGACUACCAACUGGGCUUUGGCACCGACAUGCACCUAAACAAGAAGCAGCGUCUGAUGACAGGUUCAUCGCAAAUGACGCAUGCCAUGGUACUAGUUGGUGUCCAUCUUGUCGACGGAAAGCCUGUUCGCUGGAAGGUGGAGAACUCCUGGGGUGAGUACGGAGCACACAAGGGUUACUACGUUAUGAGCGACAAAUGGUUUGACGAGUACGUUUUCCAGAUCGUUACCAGCGAGAGGUUUGCUACUACCAAGUUGACAGAUAUCUGGAAGAGCAAGGAUUACAAAGUUUUACCAUACUAUGAUCCUAUGGGGGCUCUGGCUUAA